Molecule: messenger RNA, 1123 nt
Organism: Ostrea edulis (European flat oyster)
Lineage: Eukaryota; Metazoa; Mollusca; Bivalvia; Ostreida; Ostreidae
Product: universal stress protein Sll1388-like
Exons: 4
Coding region: 207-716 (169 amino acids)
Source: RefSeq, a predicted model, not a curated record
UACAUAACCACAUCCUGAAGGGAACGUGUUACGUACGACAAACAAAUUUAUUAAAUGAACAUGUAGUUUUACUUAGGUACGCGUCAAAUCCCUGUGGUCAGUGAAUAUUUCUCGUCAGGUGUAAAUUCCAGAACUGGGUCAUGUAGAUGCGUCUAUUUUAUGUACCUGUGGCGGUUGUGUAUACACAUAUAGACAAAUACUGAAUCAUGAUGGCGGAAGGGCAGUCUCUCAAACCCAGGACUGUUCUUAUAGCAAUUGAUGGCAGCGAGUACUCUAAAUAUGCCUUCGAUUGGUACUGUAAAUCCAUGCAUCGUCCAACAGAUCACGUGGUCAUGAUUCAUUCCGUUGAAUUCCACAACAUUGUACAGACCACGCAGUGGUAUUACACUCCCUACUCCUUUGAUAAAGACACCAUUAAUCAGAUGAUGGAGAAUGAAGCUACGCACAUUAAAGACAAAUUGGAACAUUUUGCUGAUAUGAUGCGAGAGAAAAAUAUUAACGGUACUGUGAAAAGCGUUCAUGCUAACAAACCCGGAGAAGGCAUAGUCACCGCAGCUCGAGAAGCGAAUGCUGACGUCAUCAUCACAGGCUCACGUGGUACGGGCAAGUUGAGGAGGACAUUUUUGGGUAGUGUUAGUGAUUAUGUGUUACAUCAUUCCGAUGUCCCCGUCAUCAUAUGUCGUCAUAAAGACCACCAUCAUCACCAUGGACAUUAGACCGAUGGCCGACAUGAAAAGAGUGUUCAAUGAACCUUAAGAAUGAGGGGGUAUGAAAAGCGCUUUACUUAUCGAUAUUAUGCUUAAAUACAUGUAGAUGUGGAGAGUUUUGUAUAAUCCAUAAAGAAUUUUAUAUAGUCUGAAUUAAGUUUUGAACGUACAUGUAUCAUAAGCAGAUUCAACGUAGUUUCUGGCAUGUUCUAAUUUACUGUCAUUUCAGAUUGGAAUAACAUGUGCAUAUAUAUGUACAGUGUGUGAUCGGAAGUUUCUACUGUUAAUGUAAUUGUUUUCAGAAACAUGAUGUUAAUUUCAUAAAUGAUAAAAGUUUCUAACAUUUGUUUGAGAAGCUUUUAUGGAUCUAUAAAAAAACGAAUAAGAAUUGAUUAAAAACAAGGAAUUCAGCGAAA